Messenger RNA from Vidua macroura (Pin-tailed whydah), 800 nucleotides. It is a transcript of the gene LYRM7, whose product is annotated as LYR motif containing 7. Gene Ontology annotation, biological process: mitochondrial respiratory chain complex III assembly. The record is from RefSeq and is a predicted model, not a curated record. The transcript has 5 exons. The coding region runs from base 35 to 355 and encodes 106 amino acids. Lineage: Eukaryota; Metazoa; Chordata; Aves; Passeriformes; Viduidae.
UUCCGGCGGCGGGACGGUGCCGGCGGCGGGCGCCAUGGGGAGCCGCGAGCAGGUUUUGAAGCUUUUUAAGUUGUUACACAGAACACGGCAAGAAGUUUUCAAAAAUGAUACCAAAGCCCUCGAAGCUGCAAGACAAAAGAUAAAUGAAGAAUUCAGAAAUAACCGAGACGAGACAUCUGAAGAGAAGAUCAAUGAGCUUCUUAAAAUAGCUUCAGAUGUUGAAGUGAUUCUCAGAACUUCUGUUAUUCAGGCGGUCCACACAGAUUCUGACAAAAUAGUACUCAUACCCAGGAAAGAUCUGCUACAAGACAACACUCCUUACUUAGAUAAACCAACAAAAAAGCAAGAAUCCUGAGGAAAUAUUGUUACCAGGAAAAAAGAGACUGAAAUCAACUCAUUGAUUUUAUUGAGAGCUGGAUUAUCAUAAUGCACUUAUUCUGUGGAAGAUAGUUAAUACUUUCACAGAACUUAAAAGUGCACUCAUUAAUUGUGUUACUUCAGCCAGGAAUGUUUCUGAUUAUGACAGCUCUCAGACAGAGAUUGUUUCCCAGCAAUCAGAGUUUUUCUAAGCUAUAUAAAAAUUAAAUUGAGUACUUAAUACUGAUAAUAUUUAUUUUUAAGUUUCUUGUCAAUCAUAAGCUUUUUUGAAGUAAUGAAAAAUUAUCUUGUGGCAUUUAAUGUUAAAUUUAUGCUUUGCACCAAAAGCAUGAUUUCUGAAGUUGUCAUUAAUUGUACACUAGCAUACUGUGAUGCUUGAGUGAGUUCUUAAAGGCUUAUCUGAAUAAAUUAUUUGUGUUUUA